UCUCUCCCCUCCUCCUCUUCCAGCGGAGCCCCGCUGCUGGCCGGAGGAGCCGCGUUGGCGCGCGUGCUGCCUGGCUUCCCCCCUCGCCCGCGGCCGCAGCGGCCGAAGCAGCCAGUCCGGGCGCUCCUUGGCGCUGCCAUGAGCAGUGGGGCGGCCGCGGCGCGCCGGGGCUGCUCCGCCGCACCAUGAGGCUCUCCUGCAAGGUCGUGGCCGUCCUGCUGUGCCUGGGCAGUCUCCUGCUUCUUUAUCUGCUCGGGGGCAGCGCGGACGAAGCGCCCCCCAAAGCGCCUCCGGGCAAGAGUUGGCUGCGCUCUGCGCUCUCCGGCCCCGGGGGAGCCAGCGCGCCCUCUCCCUUCGCUCUGGUCCGACCCCUGGGAGCGGCUCAAGUUUCUAAGCGGCUCCGGCAGCCACGUCUCCACACGAAGCCGGGCAAGAGGAUCGCGGGGAGGCAGGACAAGUUUGCCGGCGUUAGAAAGCAUGGGGAGCCAAAACAUUCCCCAGCCUUGCCAGCAGAACAAUGGAUGCACCUGGCCGUUGUGGCAUGUGGGGACCGUCUGGAAGAGACGCUCAUUAUGCUCAAAUCGGCCAUCCUCUUCAGCUAUCGCAAGAUUCGAUUUCACAUCUUUGCUGAAGAUUCACUGAAGCCUGAGUUUGAUAAGAAGUUGCGACAGUGGCCUUCCUCAUACACAAAGAAGUUUGAACACAGCAUCUACCCGAUCACGUUUUCUGUUGGAAAUGCUCAGGAAUGGAAGAAGCUCUUCAAGCCUUGUGCUGCCCAGAGACUCUUUCUUCCGGUGAUCUUGAAGGAUGUGGACUCACUUCUCUAUGUAGACACAGAUGUUCUCUUUCUUCGUCCCAUUGAUGAUAUCUGGAGGCUUCUGAAGCAAUUUAAUUCCACCCAGCUUGCAGCCAUGGCCCCCGAGCACGAGAUCCCCAAAAUUGGAUGGUAUAGUCGUUUUGCUCGGCAUCCUUACUACGGAAUGACUGGAGUUAAUUCAGGAGUGAUGCUAAUGAAUUUAACUCGAAUAAGAAAUACACAGUUCAAGAAUAGCAUGAUUCCAACGGGCUUGGCUUGGGAGGACAUGCUGUACCCUCUGUACCAGAAGUACAAGAAUUACAUCACGUGGGGAGACCAGGAUUUACUGAAUAUUAUUUUUUACUUUAACCCAGAGUGUCUCUAUGUGUUUCCAUGCCAGUGGAAUUACAGGCCCGACCACUGCAUGUAUGGCAGUAAUUGUAAAGGAGCAGAACAAGAAGGCGUGUCUGUUCUUCAUGGCAAUCGAGGGGUCUAUCAUGACGACAAGCAACCAACUUUCAAAGCCUUAUAUGAAGUAAUGCGUGAUUUUCCCUUUCAAGACAAUCUUUUUCAAUCCAUGUAUUACCCUCUCCAGUUGAAGUUUUUGGAAACUGUACAUACUUUAUGCGGGCGAAUUCCACAAGUUUUUCUGAAGCAGAUCGAGAAAACAAUGAAGAGAGUGUAUGAGAAGCACGUCAUUGUCCACCUCAGAUCCAACAGGAUGUAUUAUUAAAUACACCUCAUGGUCUUUAAAAAAACAAAACAAAACCAAAAACCUCUAAAUUUGGUUUUUCGUUGUAUUGCUCAUGAUCAAGGAGCUAAAAAAAGCUUGAAGCAGGCUGGAUCCUCUUUCAUAGUCUUAUGAUUUCAUGAUGCUCUCAGACUAUCAGUUAAAAAUGAAAUGGUGAAAAUUUUGCAGUAUUGAUUUUGCUUCAACGGAGUAUGCUUUUUGUUAAAGGAUUUUUUUUAAAAAAAACUUUAUUGGUAGGUUUUCGUGUUAUUGGUCAUAAAACGUUGCUGCAACCAUAUGAAUAGCUGUGAAAAGAAGUCUCUGCAACCUUCUGACUCCUAUUAACUGCACAAAAAUAUUAAGGGUUGAUUGGCAACUUAAUGCCAUCUGGGCUCCUGAGGGAGACAAUUUCUGAUCAAUUGUCUUUUCCAUGACAACGCAUCUGUUAGAGAUAGUGUAAGUAAACCUGGGUAUAUAUGCCAAAAUUGUCGAUAGUGAUUUUAGAAUAAAUACAUACAAGGUGAAUUUUCUGUUUACAGAGCUCUGUCGAAAGCCUCCUGAUAGAACUCUAGAGCAAUUCUGGAUUCCCAUUAAUUAGGGUUUAUUAAGCAAUGUGGCAGUCCUGAAGAUUUCUCAGGGUGCUUCUCAUGAGAAGUUUUUCCAUGUCAUUUGGAGGCUAGACCAGAAGGACUUACUGAGCAACAAUAGACUCAAAAAGGAAAUACGGUAAUCUUGUUCAACCCCCUGAGGAGCUUAUUGAGCUAAAGCUCCAGAGAUGUAUUUAUACAUACACACACAGAGGUAUUCUCUAGCUUCCUUCUUCAGGAGUCUCAGCCUUUAGGUAUCUGAUAUCUUUAAGCACUUUGACAAGAAUAGAAAAUGGAAAGGCAACUCCAUCCUGUUGUAAUGGACACCAAAGAAUUUAGCCAAUUGAAUUGGCAGAAAAUUUAACUUUUUCCUGGCCACAGAAACUCUCUUAUUUUAUAUUUUGUUUUAAGUUUAUGCUUUUACCAAGAAACUACUAAUGGCCAAGCCCUGUGCAGGAUAGAGGAAGUUUACCUUUUACACAGGGAUCUCAUCUCAUCUCCAUUUGGUACCAUGAAACAAUAAUCAUUUAGAGAUUCUGUAGGUCUGUACUUUUCAAAGGUGUUUUUAGAGGCAGUUUGGAUGUGAAACCAGAAGUUCAGUAUUUAAAUCCUGGCCCUGCCACUUUUAAGUAAGUUAUUCAAGCAUUCUUUUCUUUACCAGUAAAUGAGGGAAUCUCCCCAAUUAGACUGUAAGCUCUUGGAGGACAAGGAUUCUCUUUAGCCUCUUUUCAGAUCUUUAGUACUUAGGUACCUGGUACCUAAAAGUUUGAUUGAUUGAUUGAUUAAGUAAACUGGAUUUCCACUGGGCUACAGAAGCAAUAGAAAUGCUUUGGAGUCUGGGAACCUGAGUUUGAUACCCUCUGGGCUGUAGUUUCCCAUUUAUAAAAAUGAGGUUGGAACAGAUAGUUUCUAAGGAA
Molecule: messenger RNA, 3030 nt
Organism: Sarcophilus harrisii (Tasmanian devil)
Lineage: Eukaryota; Metazoa; Chordata; Mammalia; Dasyuromorphia; Dasyuridae
Gene: GXYLT2
Product: glucoside xylosyltransferase 2
Exons: 7
Coding region: 186-1529 (447 amino acids)
Biological process (GO): protein O-linked glycosylation via N-acetylgalactosamine
Molecular function (GO): UDP-xylosyltransferase activity
Source: RefSeq, a predicted model, not a curated record